This is a messenger RNA of Bursaphelenchus okinawaensis, 3741 nucleotides long. NCBI's taxonomy places the organism in Eukaryota, Metazoa, Nematoda, Chromadorea, Rhabditida, Aphelenchoididae. The record is from the annotation of a GenBank genome assembly.
AUGGCGCUGAAAUUGAAAGAAGUUUCACUAGAAUUCCCUUACGAACCUUACGAAUGUCAGAAAAAGUUCAUGGAGACAGCUUUGAUGGCACUGAAAACGGUAAUUAUUCAUAGACAACUUGAUCAAGAAUGUUUAGAGACAAAAUGCAUGUCUGGAAAGUCCGACAGGAACAGGCAAGACGUUGUCAUUGUUGGUAUCAGCGCUUGGUUAUGUUCAAGAUCAGAAGAACAAGUUCAGGUUGGAUCAUGAACAGGUCGAGAAGUUGAUGCAGAAGGGAGUUAAAUUGGGUUAGGUUGAGGUUUGACUUUUUUGGAUGUAAAAUAUGUUUUUGUAAGGUUUUUGAUGUCUUGUAAAAAUUAAAGGUUUUAAUAAAUUAUAUUGUUGUAGAUGCCAAGGGCGGAAUAAUGGAGACGAGAUUCUUUCCUCAAGUUAUCUAUGCAUCUAGAACUCAUUCUCAGCUAAAACAAGUUGUUAGAGAAUUGAAUAAAACAAUUUACAAAGCGUGAGUUGGAACACUUAUGGCUCAAAAUAGGCCUAACUUUGUAUGUGUAAAAUACAAAUUUCUAUUUCUUUCAGGACUACUCGGGUUGCAUUCUUAGCUGGACGUGAACAGUUAUGCUUGAAUGAGAAAGUGCAGAAACAACCAAAUUCUUCUUUAAAGGUAGUUAUAUGUAAUAGUUAUCUCUCUAACAGUUUGUUGACGAACUGUGGUAGCUAACGUGUGGUAGUAUGUAAUAUAUACGAAUAACAAAUUUUUUGAUAGUUAACUUAUAAGUAUUGUGUAAAAUACGUAUUUGAAUUCGACUACUAUUAUACCUUUUUAGAGUCAAAUGUGUCGCCAAUUGGUUCGCAGUAGAAAGUGUCAUUAUCACAAUGAGGCUGAUAAGAUGGCUGGUAUGAUGGACAAGUUUAUGGCCGAUGGGAACGGGGAUAUCCUUGACAUUGAGGAUCUUAUGAAGGCUGGCCAGACACAUCGGUGAGUUUAGUCUUAAUGUGCCGGGAACUAUUUAUUUUAUCCAAAGUCUUUUUAUAUUACCUAAAAUAUUUUCAAGUGCAAAAUCAGCGAUUGUCUAGUUUAGAAGUUGUCCAUUCUACAUGACCAGGGAACUACAGAAGAGUGCAGAUCUGUUGUUAAUGCCAUACAAUUACAUACUGGAUCCACAGAUCAGAGAGAUCUUCAAGUUGGAGGUUGCUGGCAACAUCGUCAUAUUUGAUGAAGCUCACAACUUGGUACGGUAUAUUGAUUUUUUGUUUUAUAAACCUUAUCGUUACUUCAGAAUUGAUAAAGAUAUUGUAAAUGAAACUUUUUUUAUUUUAAAUUAAACAUUUAUAGGGUAAAAUAGCAGAAUCGUCUGUAUCGAUGACUUUAACUUCUAAAGACGUAGCGUUGUGCAUCAAAGAGGCUCAGGAUUGUUUAGAGGCUGUACUAGAAGCACAAGAAGAGAAGCGUGAAGCUUUUGAGAAUUCAGAAGUUAUGUUUCAUCAGAUGGAACAACAGAAUAAGAAAGGUGACUCAAAGAAGGAUAACGAGAGUUACAGUCCGUCGAAGGAGGAUCUUACUUUCUUUUUAGGUAAGACUUUCUGUUUGUAAACCUAUGUAUGCUGUUUGCAAAAUGAAAGGUGUUACAGUAGGUUCAAUCUGAAAAUUAGUUUUGAACGUUCAGGCUAUAUUUAGUCAUUGUUAUUAUUUUAGAAUUCCUGAUAAAAUUGGAGGAAAACAUUGACAACUUUGGCAGCGACCAAGCUGGCAAUGGUGUCACAGUGCCAGAUCUGGCUGGUAAGGUGUUUCCAGGACGAGAGUUUGUCAAAAUAUUGUACGACAGUGGAUUUAGUCCAGCAAACUCGUCUCAGAUUGGAGCUUUAAUCGACAAAAUGGGAUCUUUCAACGUUAAAAUGGGUAGGAAUUUAUAAUCUAAAACAACAUUAGCUCACGUUUUAUAAAUUUUGCUGUUUUAAAGUAAAAACCUAACUAAACAGUACAUUUCAGAAGACGAAGGUGGUGCACUGACCAAACGCCAAGACAAACUGUCCUACUUUUCCUCGAUUUUGUCUCGGGUUUUCUCAAUUGGUGCUCAGUCUCCGAACGACGAUGUCUACGACUUGUUCCAGUUGUACUUCACAGAACCAGAAUCUGGAUGUUAUCGUCUCGACUUCUGGUGUUUUUCCCCGCAGAUUGGAAUGAAAUAUCUGGCGAAUCUGAAGCCAUUGUCUAUUAUACUGGCUUCUGGAACGUUGGCUCCUAUCAAGAACUUCGUGGAUUCAAUGGGAAUGUAAGGCUAAGUUUGACAUGAGGGAGGUUAGGCUAAAACGUAUAUUUUGAAAUAAAGCUAUUAGGUGUUUUAAAUAUUAACAAUAAUUUCAACUAAUUUUAGAUCAUUUCCAUUUGUUUUGGAGAACGAUCACGCUGCCAAAUCGUCUCAAAUUGUGGUCAGAUCAAUUCAGAAGUCUUUCAAUCAAGCUAGUUUAUACGGAACUUUUCAGAAUCGGUGGGUUAAACUUACAUUAUUAAAUUGUCGAUGUACUGCAUAAACUAAAGAAUAAUCUUGUUUUUUAUUCUAGAGAUUCUGCUGAAUACCUGAAUGGAGUAGGAGAAGCAAUCACUGGACUAGCCGAGAAUGUGCCUCAAGGAAUGUUGGUCUUUUUCCCCUCUUACAGCCAAAUGAACAACUUUUUGGAUGCUUGGAAGGUAUGUAUUACAUUUAAAUAUAAACGGUAUUUCAACCUAUGGUUAGUUAACGUAUUAACCUAGUUUAGAAACCUUCAAAAGGCCUUCAAAGCAGAUGGGAGAAGCUACAGUCGUGUAAAAAGCUGUGUGUAGAGCCAAAGAAUCGAACGGAAGUCAGCUUAGUUGUGAGAGAGUUCGAUCUAGCUGUCAGAUCGGGUAUGGGUGCGAUUCUGUUUGCUGUAUGUCGAGGAAAGAUGUCAGAAGGAAUCGACUUCGCGGACUGUCAUUGUCGAGCUGUAGCCAUCGUGGGAAUACCCUUCCCUCCAGUCAAGGAUCCAUUUGUGAUACUGAAGAAGAAGUUUCUAGGUCAACGGUUGGCCAAAGGAUUCAAGGAGAUGAAUCCAGAAGAGUGGUACCGUGUAGAAGCGAUUAGGGCAGUGAACCAGGCUGUGGGCAGGGUAAUCAGACACAAAGACGACUUCGGGGUAGUUUUGCUGUGUGAUUCUCGGUGAGAUUACUUUUAAAACAUUGGAUUAAUGUUUCUAGUAGACAAGAAAUUCAUCUCGAAGUUUUUUUCAGAUACGGCACAAUGCCAACUACCGUAUACCCAGCAUGGCUGCGAUCGUCUUUUAAAGCCGAGCUGGAGGCCAAGAAGACCUUCGCGGACAUUCGAAGGUUCUUCGCCGAAAGGAAUCUGGCUGUUAUGAAGUCGACUUGCAAACGACCUCACUUGACGAUAGCUACAGAAGACGAUGAGGCGAAGAAAAAGAAGUCGGACCAGGACUUCAUGGCUAUCAAAAACAUGUAUUCGCAGUCACAGGCUUCUACGAGUUCACAAUCUACUUCGUCCCAACUUUUGGUUACUGAACCUCAAGUUGUGGACACUAAGACAACUCUCAAGUCCACCUUCUUUUCUAAUGCCAGUAAUGCCUCUGCCACACAACCUAAAAGACGAGUUCUUAAACUUUCUGUAAGUUCCUAUUUACAGAUUCAGUAACUCUUGUUUUACAGUUUUCUAUAGAUUUAUGCCCUCUUUUCAGACCAAAAAACCGGUUUUUGGAUCAAAACCCAGCUGA